This is a messenger RNA of Salpingoeca rosetta, 1462 nucleotides long. RefSeq lists its product as uncharacterized. The transcript has 7 exons. The coding region runs from base 10 to 1191 and encodes 393 amino acids. The record is from RefSeq and is a predicted model, not a curated record. Lineage: Eukaryota; Choanoflagellata; Craspedida; Salpingoecidae.
CCCACACACAUGUACACACGAACAAGCUCCAACGUGCACGCGAGGAUGGGGCAACAAAAAGGGCCGGCAUUCGUGACGCUGGCUUUAGCGGUACUGCUUGUUUUGGGAGACGCACCAGCUCCUUGUUCUGCAGCAAAGUCGGAAGACCUCACCUUGCCGGAUUGUGACGUGGCGCGAAAACACUACGACAAAGGGCAACUGUACAAGGUGUUGGGCGUCAACUCAAAGGCAGAUGACAAGACCAUUCGAAGGGCAUUCAAGAAAAUGAGCGUCAAGUGUCACCCUGACAAGGACCGCGAGAACGAGCACGCCGAAGACAACUUCAUCGCCAUCACAGGAGCAUAUGAAACGCUCAGCAACGAGGAGGAGCGAAGGAACUAUGACAUGAGUCGCAGCAGCCCAGGUGGCGGUGCUCGCGGGCAGCACCAGCAGUUCCAACAGCAACAGGGCGGCUGGAAGCCAAAGCCAUACCAGGACGUGCCUGUCAACGACGUGUUCAGCAAAUUCUUCCGCACUGGCGGGGCUGGCGGCGGGCAGCAGCAGCAGUUCUACACUUAUUCCAGCUCGUCCUCGUCCGGCACUAAUGACGACUUUGACCGCACCUUCGAAUCGCUCUUCAAGAACUUUCACUUUGAGCGUGGCGCAAACCAUGGUCGGGCGCGCACCAGGCCUUCAAAUGCUCGCCGCGGACCAGCGACUGGCAGGCCACCCUCGUCGAUGUUCGGGGGCGCCUUUGAAGGCCUUGGAUCUCUCUUCGGAGACUUGAACGCGGGCUUGGACGCCUUUGGCGCGUUUCCAGGGUUUGGGGAUGGCAUGCCAUCAUCGUCGUCAUCAUCGUCAUCGUCGUCGUCGUCGUCACGGAAGACGAUGCCUUCAUCGUCAUCGAGAAGGACGAAGAAGAAGAACAAGAGGAGGAGGGGAAAGGCAACAUCAGCGUCCAAACAGCGAACCACCACAAAACUGCCGCGAACAGCUCCAACACCACCGCCUCAAUCAUCAUCAUCAUCAUCAUCGUCGUCGUCGUCGUCGUCGUCGUCGGCGGGUCGGGAGCGAUUUUCGCGGACGUCUCGGGAGAAGGAGCGCAGCACGCGCUCGCAAGCGCUCAAGGACCAGCUCAGGAAACGCGCAUCCAACAAGGCCAAGAACGGCGGAUGCGUGUACACGGUGCAGCACGGCGAAGUCUGCUCCUAAGUCACCGGUAACCACGCACACAUUCUCGCAAUCCAAUGGCCAGCAAACCGCUGCUGUUGCUGCCCGUUACUGCGCAGCACCACUUGGCCAUUCUUUCUCUCCUGUGUUAUCCCACUGCCAUCACGGUGAUGGCGUGUCUUGCCUGUGGCAUGCUCUCGAGACCCCACCCCCCUGCUUGUUCAUACCACAAACUUUCUGUUUCUGUUUCGGUUGUAAUGGAAGCACACAUGCCCACUAUCAUACAGUCCGAUUAUGAAAAGGAUGUAACAUC